GUCGACCGGUUUAAUCUUCAACUCUCUCUUCUCACUCAGCACGCAAUCAUCCUAGUAUUCUCCGAUCUCUUUUCAGCCCUUUCGUCCAAUCACUUUUACCUCUCUCUCCUCACUCAGCACGCAAUCAUACAUUUAUUAUUUUGUUUAUGCUAGAGAGAGAAACAAGUAAAAGGAGUGUAUUGCAAUCUCCUCCGAUCAUGGCGAGGUAUCUGUCGAUUCUGUUAUAGAUUCACCUCUAAUUGGGUUUGGUUAAUGUUGACACAUCUUCCUACUACUCAGUUAUAGAGUUCGCUUCUCAGCAAGAGAGCCGCCAGUGAUUUGGAAAUUAUGCCAGAAACUGUAGCCAUCAUAGUCGGAGCCGGUCCGACCGGCCUCUCCGCCGCGGCUUGCCUAAACCAGCUUUCAAUCCCGAACGUACUCCUAGAAAGAGAUGAUUGUAUUGCUUCAUUGUGGAAGAAGAAAACAUAUGAUCGCCUUCAUCUUCACUUGGCCAAGAAAUUCUGUGAGCUCCCUCACAUGUCAUUUCCUACCACUUUUCCCAAAUACGUAACAAGGAAUCAGUUCAUACAAUACUUGGAUGACUAUGCCUCCCAUUUUAAGAUUAGUCCCAUGUACCAAAGAUUAGUUGAGUGUGCAAGUUAUGAUGAAGUUACUAAAACAUGGAAAGUUCAGGCAAGGAAUAUUGCUGUCAACUCUAUUGAGGAGUAUUCCGGCAGGUUUCUGGUGGUCGCAACCGGAGAGACUUGUGAUGCAUUCAUUCCUGAAGUUGACGGUUUAGGUACUUUCAAGGGAGAGGUUAUCCACUCAACCCAAUACAAAUCCGGGAAGAAUUACAGUGACAAACAUGUUUUGGUUGUUGGGUGUGGAAAUUCUGGUAUGGAAAUUGCAUUUGAUCUAUCAAAUUAUGGUGCCAAGACCUCUAUUGUCAUCCGAAACCCGCUUCAAAUAUUCUCAAGGGAAAUGAUGGACGUAGCGGUGGCUUUAGCAAAAUAUAUUCCAAUAAACAUACUGGACUACUUGGUGGUGUUGAUGAGCAAGCUAAUGUAUGGAGACUUGUCCAAGUAUGGGAUUAGAAGGCCCCAACAUGGACCUUUCUUUUUGAAAGCAAAUCAUGGAAAGUUCCCUGUUAUGGAUGUUGGAACCUGUAAAAAGAUCAAGUCCCGCGAAAUUCAGGUGUUGCCAGGGAUAACAAGAAUAACAGGCAAUGAUAUAUGUUUUGAAGAUGGAAAAUCACAUCCGUUUGAUGCAAUUGUUUUUGCUACUGGAUUUGAAAGACCAACAAAUAAGUGGCUCAAGGGAGAAAAAAUUUCUAAGCUUUGGAAGGGGGAAAAUGGUUUGUAUUGGGCAGGAUUUGGAGGGAGAGGAUUCUUUCGAGCUGGAAUGGAUGCCCAAAACAUAGCAAAUGAUAUAAAAUCAUUGCUGUGAUUUCACAUAAUCUAAUAUAAAUAGCAAGAUACAAUGAUUUCCAAAAAUGAUGCAUUAAAUCGUAUGGUGGUGCAAUAUUUAAAACAUUACAUAGUACUGCGAUAUAUAUAUAUGUGUGUGUGUGUGUGUGUGUGUGUGAAAAUAUAACAUGAAUUUGUAUGGCGUGUAACAGUGCACUAUGGUUUUGGAGUGAAUGCAUGUUAUGAAUUUAAAACUGAACCAUUAAUAAUAUUAAUUUAUAUCCGUUCCACUUGAA
Molecule: messenger RNA, 1681 nt
Organism: Cornus florida
Lineage: Eukaryota; Viridiplantae; Streptophyta; Magnoliopsida; Cornales; Cornaceae
Product: probable indole-3-pyruvate monooxygenase YUCCA10
Exons: 5
Coding region: 328-1425 (365 amino acids)
Molecular function (GO): N,N-dimethylaniline monooxygenase activity; flavin adenine dinucleotide binding; NADP binding
Source: RefSeq, a predicted model, not a curated record